Messenger RNA from Anastrepha obliqua, 1920 nucleotides. RefSeq names its product frequenin-1-like. The coding region runs from base 1 to 555 and encodes 184 amino acids. NCBI's taxonomy places the organism in Eukaryota, Metazoa, Arthropoda, Insecta, Diptera, Tephritidae. The transcript has 7 exons. The record is from RefSeq and is a predicted model, not a curated record. Gene Ontology annotation, molecular function: calcium ion binding; calcium sensitive guanylate cyclase activator activity.
AUGCUAGAGUGUUCAUCACAGGGCAAUGCAGAGCUGCCCUACAGCUGCGAUGCGGUCACAGAAAAAGAAAUCAGACAAUGGCACAAAGGUUUUCUUAAAGACUGUCCGAAUGGCCUGCUGACGGAACAAGGUUUUAUUAAAAUUUACAAACAAUUCUUCCCGCAAGGAGAUCCCAGUAAAUUCGCUUCACUGGUGUUUCGUGUCUUCGACGAGAACGAGGAUGGUGCGAUUGAGUUUGAGGAGUUCAUUCGAGCGUUAUCGAUUACAUCGCGCGGUAACCUGGACGAAAAGCUGCAAUGGGCAUUCCGGUUGUACGAUGUGGACAAUGACGGCUACAUAACGAGAGAGGAAAUGUAUAACAUAGUGGAUGCAAUAUACCAAAUGGUGGGUCAACAGCCGCAAACGGAGGAAGAGAAUACACCGCAAAAACGCGUCGAUAAAAUAUUCGAUCAAAUGGAUAAAAAUCACGAUGAUCGUUUAACGCUCGACGAAUUUCGUGAGGGUAGUAAAGCUGAUCCACGUAUAGUACAGGCGUUAAGUUUAGGUAGUGAUUAACCAAAAGAGACUUAGUUUAAUUCUGCUACGGAUUAAACGAGGAACCCAACAAACGAUGAAAAUUUACAAAAAGAGUAAAUAGUAAAGCGAAUAAAACCAAAAAACAAAAAAAAAAGGAAAUAAAUAUAAACUAUUAAUAAAAUACAACAAAAUCAAGAAACACAGCAGAAUACGUAUGUAUGUAGGUGGGUAGUAGUAGUAGAGAGAGUUUUUUGCAGUAUUCAUAACGUGUGAGAGAGAGCAGUAAAGUAAUGUGUCAUAAUCAAAACGGGAAAACUAACAAAUAAAUUUCACACACAUACAACCAUUUGCUGUGAGCAUGGGUUGCCAUACACACAUAAGCAAGUGCAUAUCGGCCGAAGAGCAUCCGUGUGUUGCACUUGUGAGCAUAUGCGUAUAUGUACAUACACAUUCACACACACAAAGUUACUCGUUAGUGAGCUAGGCUAAAUAAGAAAUACUACUACAAUAAAACAAACAAAGGAGAUACACGUAAAAAGGGCAAGCGGUAGAAAAGCUUCGAAUAACUAAAAACAAAUAAUGAGUUUUGAAAAUGCAAAAACACACAAACAACAAAUAGUGAAUUACAGACAUAAUCUUCUGCAUGUAGGUGAAGCGAGUUUAGUGUAGAAAAAUCAGUAAGUGGAAACAGACAGCAAGUGGCUGUAUGUACCGUUAGUGUGCGCUUGCAAGGCGCACACAUACACAUGCAAGACGCACACGUGCACAUGCAAGACAUUCGCAACACACACACAGACAUAGUUUUAGUGUAUUCAACGAAACGAAAAUCAAAAUCUGCCCCAAAUUGGCGGAUAAGCAGCCAAAGCAGCCCACAAAAUUUAUAGAAAAACUAAAAUAAAGUAAAAAGUAUUUAAGUAAAAACAAAAAAAAAAAAUAAUUGAUCAACUUCUAGGCAGCAAACACGCAAAACGUGCAGGUUAAUUUCAGCGCAGGAAAUAUAUUGGAAAUCAUGGCAAACAAAAAUUGCGUAAUAAAUUGGAAAUUAAGCAAAGGCGUAAAAGGUCGAAUACAAAGGUGCGUUUAAAAACAAAAAACAAAAACAACAAUAUAAAAUUAAAUACAAAAUUAAACAAUAAAUUAAAAAAGUAUUUCCACACAGCAAAUUACACUUUCUAUUUAAAAUAUGUACAUAUAGAAAAUAUUAAAUUAAAUUAACUUCUAUAAUAUGAUACACAAAAAAACAAAAAUUAUAACGAAAUAUUUUGCUUAAAAUUUUAAAGGCGUGAAUUGUUUGAGAAGCGCAAGUUAGGCCGCUAAAAGAAAAAUAUUAAUAACGAAAUGCAUAAAAUUGAACCAAAAAAAUUAAAAAAAAAAAUAUAAAUGAAACGAAAUUGUUAUGAACAA